Molecule: messenger RNA, 5960 nt
Organism: Ictidomys tridecemlineatus (thirteen-lined ground squirrel)
Lineage: Eukaryota; Metazoa; Chordata; Mammalia; Rodentia; Sciuridae
Source: RefSeq, a predicted model, not a curated record
GGAAAAGGAACUGAGAGUGGGAGUUGGGGCGGAGUUACAGGCAAAAGAGAAUAAAGAAUCUGAGAGGUAACAGGGAAUGAAGAGGACAAUCAGGAAAGCUCUCCACUGUGGUUUGAAUCCACGGAGUAUUGAUCACCCUUCCCGGGCCGAAGGUAUUAAACUGCAAAUUGAAGGUGAAGGUGUGGAGUCUCAAUCCAUUAAAAGCAAAAAUUUCCAGAAGGUGCCUGACCAAAAAGGAACCCCCAAGCGACUGCAGGGAGAAGCUGAGACGCCUAAGUCAUCUACUGUGAAGCUGUCAAAACCAGUGGCUCUAUGGACCCAGCAGGAUGUCUGCAAGUGGUUGAAGAAACAUUGUCCGAAUCAGUAUCAGAUCUACAGUGAGUCAUUCAAACAGCAUGACAUAACUGGGCGAGCUCUGCUGAGACUCACAGACAAAAAGCUUGAGCGGAUGGGGAUAGCCCAGGAGAACCUCCGGCAGCACAUCUUGCAACAGGUGCUCCAGCUGAAGGUGCGAGAAGAAGUCCGAAAUCUGCAGUUACUCACACAAGAGUUUUCCGAUCCUCCCCUUGGACAUUCUGAAUCGGUGGAGACGGAGAGAGACUAGACAGAAUAAGAAUUUUAAGAAGUUCCCCCGGCCUCAGCCGAGGGUUCUCCAUAAACACGGUUAGCCUUCCAAGCUGCUGUCCUGCCAGUUGGUAUGAACAUGGCCUGCCUGCUCCCCACAGAAAGACUAACUCAUGGCCCAGCCGGAAGAGAUCCUUGGAGCAUUGACAGAUUAACCGGAUUAAAUGAAAAAACACCCACUCAGUCAAGAUUAUAAGCUUUGGGGAAAAAAAAAAUCUUAGUUUGCUGUGGAUUUUUAAAUGAGGUGCAUAAUUAUACAGUGCCAAUUUGUUCCAAGUGGUCAUUGGCAGACCCUUCACUGGAAGAUGGCUUCCAGUUUUCAUCACUGUGCAUAACUCAAGUUCCCCUUGGGGCAGUGUCUGUGCCCAUCACUACCAGUCCUGUUUUAGCAUGGCAACUACUGGAUUAUUUUAUUAUGUGUGCAGAUGGCAUGAUGUUUUAGAAAAAAUAUUACAGCAGUUCUGCAGUCUCGGUGGAAGUGUUCACAAUAUUAUGCCCUGAUAGGAAUGUAAACGUGUCUUGGUUAUGUUAGUUAUGAUGUCCAAAGGUAUUCUGUCCAACUCUGAAGCACUUUAUAAAAGAACACUACGCUGAGAUGAAUUAGCACGUUUGGUACAUGUAGGAAUACAAGUAUUUUGUUUUUUUCUUUUAUAAAUCUUGUCUUAUUUCUGGCUCAGACUGUCCAAGAUAAGCUCUACUACUAGCAUAUCCCCAGUCGUUUGUGGUAGGUUGGUGUAAAUAUGGCCACAAUACUGUUAGACCUAACCUCUUGACACUUUACUGAAUAACCGGGUUACUUGUAACACCAAAGGGAAGUAGGAGCUUGCCUGGGGGAUUGGAACACUGAAGCUGUUGGUUCCUGAUACCAAGGCACAACUUAACACAUGUACAUACAAAUACUCAAGUACAGGGGGCUUCUCUUUGGCCAAUGUACAUAUUCUCUCAUUCUGUAGAGAAGGAGGAUGGCCUUCUUUUUAAUCAAAGACCAUAGAUGCUAAGGGCAGCAGAAUGCGAUUUUCCUGUGUGAGAUCCCACUUAAACAGUGGAAAAAAAAUUCUAAGUCAAGUUCAAUCACAAUUCUCUGAAGAGAAACAGUAUCAAGUGACCCCUUUGUGCCUAAAGAAGGAAAGGUUCAGUCCCACACUAGGUUCGUUACUCAGCAUAGAACCUUCGACUCCCUUUUAAUCCUUUCUGGGAUUUUAUUCAUGACUAAUUUUUUUUUCACUCUCUAAUAACAAAGCACAGUCCUAGGAACUGUCUACUCAGUGACUGCUUAUCUUUGAUACUGACUGGCCCUACAUUUUAUUUUAGCUCAUUUUUCCCUGGAUACAAAGUUGACUGGAUGAAAACCUCAGCAGAGUAUGCUCUGUGUGCCUACUACCCCCGCCUGAGGCCGAAAGGCAUCAGAGACUUCUCUUUAAAAUAGAUGUGACAGCAUCUGGACCCCUUCCAGCACAAGUGAGCAGGGCAUUUUGGGGUUCCUUGGGUCCUCACUGUCUCCACUUGGGGUUCAUGAAAGGGAGAGAGAUCCAGAUGUGAUUUGGACCACAAGCCUGUCAGACUGUAAAGCCACAGAAGGGGUGUCCAAGAGGGAACUCAGAGAAGUGCCAGUCACCACUGAGAUCUGACCCUCUGACGUGUCACCACCAGGACCACAGGGCCCACAGCAAACCCUAAGACUCUACAAAUUCAGAAUUAGGAGGUCACAUUCUGACUGUCAGUGCCUCAGGAUAUAACAUCCCUAUCUCAUUGCCCAUCUCUUGAGGCCUAGUUCCAACAGCAAGACUUCUCUGUCCUUCCAGUCCUUUCUUAAUCAGCCAGCAUUUGAGUGUCUACCAUGAGCCAAUCUUUGAGCUGGGACCACUGCAGCGUACCAGGCAGACUCUCCUGCCCUUCUAAAGCUGUACCUCCUCUUCCCAAACACUGUCCCUUCCCCACUCUUCCACAAUGAAAACUGAAUUCAGACGGCAUUCACUCUCUGCCAGAUUAACCCAGGAAGAUGCACAAGGCAGCAGGCAGGUCCCUCGCCUGAAGGAGUGGACAGCACCAUAGCACAUAGAUGUACCCUUCCUGUACAGCCAGCCCUUCCAGAUUGAGCUGGUUAGAGCUUCCCAGAGCAGCUUUCAGGUUACUCUCCUUGAAAUCCACCCUGGUCACCUGUAUCCCCAUCCUUCCUUUAUACAGACACAGCCAUUGAUCACUAUGCUGGAUUCUCUAAAGCUCCAAUUCUAUAAUGAGUCCUGAGGACAAUGAAUUGGAUGUGAUGAAUCCUAAAGAACUACUGCCAGGUGCUGAGAUAUUGUAGCUGGGAAUGGACUGGUCCAGCCAGGGACAUCCUGGGACUACUACUACACCCCUGGAAAAUUGGACAUGCUUUAUGGUGCAGAUGUUCACUAAGUGGUGGUGGUGCAUUGUUACUUUGGCUUUAAUAAUCUGAUCAUAUUAAAUAAAUAGAGUUUCCUAGCUUGCAUUUUUUUUUUUUUUGUCAAAAGAGUGCUAGAUAAUUACUGAAAAGACAAUGGGGAAAGGUGGAGAUGGGAGAAGGCAAAUGUAAAAAUGACCAUCAAAGAACUCAGUUGAAGAUGGUGUCUAAAAAUACCUUUAUGCCUGGCAUACACCACUUACUUGUGUAUGACUACUCCUGUUUUCCAAACUGCCCACCUCUGUUUGAAAUUAUUUUGGGGCAUAGCUUUGGAGACAUGGUGGAAUAAAAUCUGAGCAGUCACAAGCUAAACCAGCAAAAUGGAGAAGUGACUUUGUUCACAGCCUCUGGCUUCCAUGGUGAUCCUCUGUGAUUUCCCAUGCUGCUUCCUUCUGACCUAUACCUUUUUCCCAAGAGGAAUGUGUGUGUGUGUGUGUGUGUGUGUGUGUGUGUGUGUGCGCGCGCGCGCGCGCUCAAGCACAUGUGCUUGUGCAGAAUUUUACCUCCCAGAAAUUCAGAAACGGCUAUGCAGUGAGUAUUGUUUAGUAAGAAGCAAGAGAUGGGGAGCUAAGGGAUAAAUAUUUUGAUGUCUAAGGGCCGUAAACUGUUGAUGCUUAACUUUUACUUAAACCUGUGCUACACCUUUUAUUAAAAGGCUCACACCCACACUUGUGCAGGGAAGGCAGUCUUGGGAAUGAACAGAAAUGAAUAAUUAUCAGACUCUCGAGGGUGCCAAGGGGAUUAGCUUGUCCCAGCUCCAGAACUGAAUUUAAAUAUGCAGAGCAUUGGUGGUUCUGCUCCAGUAAAAGCAGAUCACUUCAGUAGCUUGAGACAUGCCUGGGGGAUAGGGGUCAUAUCAGCUCUCCUUAUGAGGAAUGGCCUUCCUUCCAGUCCUUGCGCAGGCUCUGCGAGGUGUGUCCCCACAGAUUUGACUUCGACUUCCAGAAAGUAAAGACAUAGAUGAAUUCCUUUAUCCCCUAUGGAGUUUCCCCCACCCCCAGAGUCACUUUGCAGUUGCCCAAAUAGAGAGGCUUAUGGUCCUUCUUUCUGAGGGAAAUGCACCAUUUUUAUUUCUUCCAGGUAAAAAGAGAGAUCUACCUUCCAUGAGAAUAUAAACUAAGGAUAAAAACUUCUAAAGCCCCCACCCUUUUUGUUUGCAAAUGCUUUUUUUUUUUUUUUUUUGCCUGCAAAUGUCACAUAACUGAUUCAGGGUGGUAACAAUAAAAGUCUCAGGGAAGCUAAAGUUUCCAGACCCCCUGAGCGCUUUCGUUUUACUGAGCCCUCCUCUUCUAGAGCAUUUGCAGCCUCCAUCUUUGAGAUGUUUUCCUCCUCAUUCUUUAGAGUAAUUUUGCUACUUGACAACCAGACCUAAAGCUGCCAUAGACCCUUAAAAAUCUAAUCUUUGAAAGUGACAGAAAUUCCUUUAUUCCCCAAAGGCUGUUUCUAUUCACCUCUCCCUUGGCUUUGUUUCCUAUGCGUGUGUGAUUUUCUUUUUUUCCUUUUCAUCUCUUUCUUUUAACAUAGUGCUGUGGGGAGAUUUCAAGCAUUCUCUAAAGAACUCCAAUAGAAAAACAGAGUCCUUACCUUCUUUUUUUUGCCCAGUCCUGACUAAUAAUUCCUUCUUAAGCUUGACCUUGGUGACUGCUAUCUGCCCAAACAGCAGUGGAGUUCUCAUCUCUAGGAGGGGACUGGUCAGCCCUGAUCAUCAGGGAGAGGACAGGCCAGGAGAUGUUCCUACCAGGACACAGCUGGAGACUCUAUUUCAAAGACAGGCAGGGUUUGCCCCUCCUCUCCUUAAAUCCGCAUCUAAUCCUAGAGCCAGAGAACUGUCCUGUGGAUUCCCCUGGCAGCUUCAAGGUAAAAGAGGGCUAUAUUUCCAUUAUUUUUGCUCCGGUGACUUUCAAUAUUCAGGAGGCAGGGUACAUUAAUUUGAGAGCUGUGCUGGUCAAGAGCACAGGCGGGUUCUGCCACACCUUAAUAAAAAGAACAACAACAUAGAUGCUUCUCAUCCGAGAAGGUGGCUGAAGGGACAGUGUCAAUACUGGUGUCUUCUGCCCAUUCCUUAGUUCCACAGGUGAAAUCCUGGACAGGGGAGUAGAAGCAGACAGGCACUGUUUCUAAAAAUGUUAGGGUAAAAUUUAUCAACAACCAAUGCAAAAGGAAAGAGUCAUCAGGCAUGAGCCCGUUCUAGUCCUCUCACCCAGCCGCAAAAUGACUAAGAAAUGGCUUCCAAGGAACAAGUGUAAAACUGAAGUUUCAUUUGCCACAUAAGGCUAUUUAAAAACCUUGAAGCACCCCAAGCAUUCCCAGAUCAGAGUCUCCCUCUCCUAAUUACAUCCAGCAUGAAAAGGCAAAACAGCCUACUCCUAAAUUAUAAUCCGUCACCCUAUGUCUUGUGUUGGACUGCAGUUGGGUGGGUGAUAUCACAAAGUGUUGUUGCUAUUUAGACACUGUUCAUAGUCACACAGAAUCUGCAUAUUGUGAUGCCAAUAGUUUGGGAGUUUCACUUUGUUGUUGUUUAUUUUGUGAUUGCUUCCCAACCCUCAAACAUACCCAGGAGCCUUAGAAAGACUGAAACCCAGGCCUUCUGCCUAACAUGCAGUAUCAGAAACAGCCCUACCUACUGCGACCUAUAAAAAGAUUAUUCAAUUAAAUUAAUCUGACCUUGGAGAUACUCAUACCUAAAAUGAUUAUAACCCUGAAGACAUUGCUGGUUGCAUGACACAUUGUUCAUAGGCUUUUAAAAAUUCAGUUGUUUGGGGGCUGGUGAUAAAGCUCAGUUGGUAGAGUGCUUUCCUCCCAUGCAGAAGGCCCUGGGUUUAAUCCCCAGCACCACAGGGAAAAACAAAAAAAAAAAAAAGAAAAAAUUUAGUUGUUUGGAUCAAGAAAUUAAAUUGGUUUUGAAUAGUUUGGC